AUGGUCAACGACUUAUUGAAUGGCAGCUCAUCUGAAGUGCUCGGUAAGCAGCGAGCCACCAUGAGCAUAGGUAUACCUUCUGUUCCGAAUCAGCUCGCGGGCCCCGUCUCCACUGCCAACAACAACAGACAGUCGACGUCUCAGCUCGGCCAGCCUCCGCAGAACGCGAUCUCGGACCCGAACCAACCGUGGGGACUGAACCCGCAGACAAACCAGGUACAACCGGCGUUCAUCAGCCAUUCGUUUGACCCAAAUCAUUUGGGGCCGAUGAACGGGUACUGGCCGCAACCGCCCCAACAUCCGGUGACCCAGCAACCCGUGGGCAACCUGCCGCUCAUACAGCAGAACCAAGGUCUGGCUUCGCUAGCAAACGCCCACUAUGAGCAACCGUCAAAUUCCUCGAGCAACCAAUUCGAUAGUGAGGAGGGUUGGGCGGAAGGCAUUGAGAGCUUAUUGCAAGGAUAA
Messenger RNA from Penicillium cinerascens, 465 nucleotides. RefSeq lists its product as uncharacterized. The transcript has a single exon. The record is from RefSeq and is a predicted model, not a curated record. Lineage: Eukaryota; Fungi; Ascomycota; Eurotiomycetes; Eurotiales; Aspergillaceae. The coding region runs from base 1 to 465 and encodes 154 amino acids.